CCGCCCACCUGCUGGUGACAGUAGAUCAUGCGGCCUCCACUGUUUUGGUUCGCAGCUCGGACAGACGCGGCAGAGAUGGCGGAGGAGUGGACGUCCGGGUGACUCUUUAUGUAAUCGUGCUCCUGCAGAUUACAUAAAUAAAGGCAGCGGGUAUAUCGGGCAAGCUGGCGUCUUUGUACAGAACUUUCCCUGUCCGGGAGGACAUGGAGGUUACGGCGGAGGGAGAAGCGGAGGAGCGCAGGAGGGAGCACUGGAAGCUGUUGUCUAGUCUGAAGACUACAGUGGAAGGUCUUGUGUCCACUAACAACCCCAAUGUGUGGUCACGCUACGGCGGCCUGCAGCGGCUGCACAAGGACAUGAACAACAUCCUCAGUCACGGACUGAAGAAUGAGCAGGUGUACUACAAGCAGAAAGACUACUGGCCGUUUGUGUGGCAUGUUCGCCACAUCAGCCCUCACCUUGCAUCACACGUUGAACAGUUCAGUCAGCUGGAGCCUGUACUGACCCGUGGGCUGCAGAGUGCUGGUGAGAGCUACAAGGCUGAGCGCUGGCUUCUUCACAGCUUGCAGGUUCACAUGCUGUCAGCUCAACUCCGACCUCUGCUCAGGCAUAUGGGGCAUGUAUGUAAAUAUUACAAAGAUGAUGCCUUUCUGUUGAGUGAGCCCCAUGUGACAGCCAUGUGUCAGUGUUUGGAGGCUGUGGAGCAGAAUAACCCUAAACUGCUGGCACAAGUUGACACGGUUGGGCUUUCCCCUCUGAAGGGCCCACCGUGUUUGGGCCUUUUGAAAAGCCAAAGCCUGUGUGUGUUGCCGGGGGCCGGUGGGGCCUGGACGAAAGCUGACUCAGGCCCUCGAGAAGAAUCUCUGACCCGCAGACUCACCACUUCCAAUUACUCCCUGCGCGAUGCAGACAACACCAGCCACAAGAUUGGGAACACUGGAGCGGUUGGAUCCCAGAACAGCAGCAGCACAAACACUACCUCUUCUGCUAGCAGCCUUGGAGAACCAUGGCUAUGGGUGGCCAGGCCGGAGGAGAGCGAGUUGGUUGUGACGCCCCCACCUGGCUCUGUCCCCUGUAUUGCCCUCGAGUGUCCCACUCCUGCCUCCCAGCAGCCUGAGGCUGUUGAUACCGUUGAUGGCGACUAUGAUGAUGGCCCAGAGUACCUGGCUAUCGGUAAUCUGGGACAACGCAGUCACCGUAAUUCCCAAAGUUCCACUCAGAGCGGUGACCAGAGCAAGACCCAGGACCAGUCCCUGCAGAGGAGUUCGCUCCUUUCUGCUCCUCCAAGACGCUCGUCUUUUUCAGAGGUCCAGCGAGGGAUGAGCAGGCUGCCCCGAGGACACACCCGCUCGUUUUCUGACACUGGAGUCACUCAGAAACUCAGGAAUGGAGGGGGCCACCGAAAAAUCACCAUAAUAAUAGAGGAUCCUGUAGCAGAAUCAACUGGUGGCGAUUGCUGUGUAAAGGACUACAGCCCUUUCUCACCUAAGCUCAGCGAAGCCAGCACAACCAGCUCCCUCUGCACAGACUCUUGUUCCCAGUACAGCACAGUGCCAGAUGGGAUGUUCAGAAAGCCGUCUGAGGGCCAGAGCCUCAUCAGCUACCUGUCAGAGCAGGACUUUGGCAGUUGUGCUGAUCUUGAAAAGGAAAAUGCUCAUUUCAGCAUUUCAGAGUCCCUUAUAGCAGCCAUUGAGCUUAUGAAGUACAAUAUGCGGCGCCAGGAGGAGGAAGGCGAGGAGGAGGGAGACAGUGACUGUGAGAUUCAGCAGCUCAAGCAGAAGAUCCGCCUGAGAAGGCAGCAGAUCCGCCGCAGCCGCCUGCCGCCCUGCGCAUCCUCCCAGCACAUUUUUCACUCCACUGACAGUGGUGGAUCCAGGAGGAGCUCCCAGGACUCCUACCAGGGCCUCUCUGACUCCGGCUCAGCGGAGGAGGUGGAGGAGUGUGAUGUCGAUGGCUGUGAGGGUCUGUCCUUGCUGGCGGUAUCUCAGAAUGGCCUCUCCCUGUCACUCGCCUCACUCUUCUCAGAUGCAGACAUAAAGCAAAGUGUGCGCUCUAGCAGCAGGUCAUUCCUCAGCUCCGAGUCCAUCUCUCCGUCCUUCCUCCAGUCUAACUCUGCUGAGUCAGUAGCCAUGGGUUUACUCAGGCAGUUUGAUUGCAUGCACCUUCCUGCAGCCUCCGAGCUCGACUGGCUGGUCCCAGAACAAGACGCUCCGCAGAAGCUCCUGCCCUUUCCUGACUCUCUCCCAAUCUCACCGGAUGAUGGAGAGCAUGCAGACAUCUAUAAACUAAGGAUUCGUGUCCGAGGCAACCUGGAGUGGGCCCCGCCCCGUCCUCAGAUCAUCUUCAACAUUCACCCUGCCCCUAAGCGGAAGGUCGUUGUGGCUAAACAGAACUACCGCUGUGCUGGCUGUGGCACUCGCAUUGACCCAGACUACAUUAAGCGUCUGCGUUACUGUGAAUACAUCGGCCGUUACUUCUGCCAGUGCUGCCAUGAGAAUGCCCAGGCCGUGGUUCCCGGCAGAGUGCUGAGGAAGUGGGACUUCAGUAAGUACUAUGUAAGCAACUUUGCUCGGGACCUGCUGAACAAGAUUGCCGGAGACCCGCUGUUCAACCCCAGUGACAUCAACAGUGGCCUGUACAAGAAGAUCAAGGCUCUGGAGUCUGUCAGGAUUUUAAGGUUGCAGCUGUUUCACAUGAAAAAUCUCUUCAAGACCUGUCGCUUUUCUAAAGAGGUCCUGGACCAGUUCGACAGCCUGCCAGGUCACCUGACUGAAGACCUUCACCUCUUCUCCCUCAAUGACCUGACUGCCGUGCGCAGUGGGGACCUGGCUGCACGAAUGAAAGAGCUGCUUAAACUUGGCGCGAUGCAUGUGGCCGAGUGUGUGCUCUGCCAGGCAAAGGGCUUCGUGUGCGAGUUCUGCGGCAACGACAAAGACAUCAUCUUCCCCUUCCAGCUCAACAAGUGCCAGCGCUGCGAAGAGUGCUUCGCGUGUUACCAUCGAAGCUGCUUCCGCGCCGGCAAAGACUGUCCUCGCUGUCGGCGGCUGGCGGAGCGGAGAGAGAGGAUGGCGCGCAAAAACAUGGAGGAACAGGAGGACGAGGGCGGUGGGACAUAGCUCCGGUGACGAAGGACAACAAAAGCACAAGGCGACCAUGAUUGUAGUGACCGACCACCUCUCUCCCGGUCUCCAGUCCUCAGACCUGGGUGAUGAUACUCUCAGCAGGUCCAGAUGUGCAGGUUUUACUGCACCACUCAAAUGUCAGCGGGAGCACAGCAAACGCUGACCUUGAUUUUGCAUGGGAUACUUGACCAGACUUGUGUAUUAACAGGGAUGACCGAUGCCACGUUUGUUGCAGUGAUGGGUGGGGAAAGCCUGAAGUGCAUUUUUUUUUUUCCACAGCCAAGAUGCUUACCAUUUAAAAAGAUCUGAAAAAUAAGUAUCUGCUCAGCUUUGCACUGUUGCACCAAGAUUUGUCAGCUCCUACUUUUGCACCUCCUACUCACUGCAACUUCAUUUUUUUAAUAGCUGCUGGCUUUGCAGAAGUUGUUGUGACCCAAAAAUGGAAGGACUUUUUUUUUUUUUUUUUUUUUUUUUUUUAAAUCAAAUGCCAAGUAAAGAUUUAGCUCAUGAGUUGAGUGACUUUCAUGCACGUAUUGACUUUAUUUUAAUUUGGAGACACUGAAGAUACGCAAUACUGACAUUUUUAAGCUAUUUUAGACACAACUAUGUGCCUCUGCACCGGUAAACCUAUACUGGCUGAGCUAGUGGAGCAUUAGAAAUACGAAUGGACUGGACUGUAAAAAAGUCCAUCUUGCAAAUAUUUGAAAUGCGACUGCGAAUGCUAUUGUUUGUGCUGCUCUGUGUGCGUGUUGUGACUAGAGUGAAUGCUUGUGUGUGUGCAAACAUAGGUGCACACCUGUCUUCUUGAUGUACGUGCAGCCAUGCACAAGAGUUUUGCACCAGCCCAACCAGCACUUGUUGUUUUCUUGCAUCCAGUUAAUUGCACUGACUCAGUCGGGUUUUGUUGGAGACUCGCUGAGAUGCCACCGUUCAUUAGUUGGUGGAGUUUAUGGGUUGUUUGUUGUUAGUGAAUCUCACCAAGCUAAUACUUUUAAUAUGAUUGUUAAAAUACAUUAAUCAUCUAUUGGACCAAAACCUCAAACCUCUGCUCCUCCAGCAGAUGUCACUAGUAGAAAUGUUUGGGUUUUUUUUGUUUGUUUUUUUGGAUUGUAAUAACUUGGGUGAAGUUUGUCUCUAGCUACUUGAGAAAGGUAUUAUUUUUUUUAAUUUCAAAAUAUUUUUAUUGAUCUUGUUCUGUCUAAAACAGCAUCUUCUUGCGUUUGCUCCCACCAACUUAUAGAUUUACUUUAACUUUACUAGAAUUUCAAGCAGCUUAACCAAACUGUAUUGUUUCCUUCUCAGAUUAUUUAAAUUGAAGGAUUUAGAGACCAAAUGAAGUAGGAUACACAGUGUUUCUGAUGGCUAAAUCCUAAAUUCAUUCUAGCGCAGUACAACCACUGUCUUGUGUUUUGAGUGUAGCUCAUGUACAACUUUUGCUUUGUUGUGGCUUAUUUUGCUUUUACAGCAUAUUUAUCUUGAAUCUUCUCAAUCAAGACUAUAGGACAAGACACAUAACAUUCAAAAUUAAUUGAAAUUGAUACAUUUUUUUUUUGCAUUUAGUUUUAGUACAUUUUUAAUGUAGACAAACUUUUUUUUUUUUAAAUAUUAACUUUUACACAUACUAUAAACUGUAAAUAGGCUUUGCUUAGAUGACUGUUAAUCCAUGCAGACUUAGAGACAAACUGCUCCGUCGCUCCCCUUUACCCGUAACAAGGCUGCUUUUGAAAGCUAUUUACCUCAUCGUAAAGUAACUGCUCAGCAACCCAGCAGAGUGAGAUAUGGAGGUUUGAAGUGCACUACAGAUUAAAUUAGAUUAAUAAAAUGUUAAUUUGUUAUGAUUCUCUGAUUUAAUUUGCUGCUGUGUUAUAAUGUUAAUAAAAGACUGGCUAGACUGUU
Betta splendens (Siamese fighting fish) is the source of this 5018-nucleotide messenger RNA. It is a transcript of the gene rubcn, whose product is annotated as rubicon autophagy regulator. The record is from RefSeq and is a predicted model, not a curated record. Bases 204 to 3116 code for a protein of 970 amino acids. Gene Ontology annotation, cellular component: late endosome; early endosome. Gene Ontology annotation, biological process: negative regulation of autophagosome maturation; negative regulation of endocytosis. Lineage: Eukaryota; Metazoa; Chordata; Actinopteri; Anabantiformes; Osphronemidae. Gene Ontology annotation, molecular function: phosphatidylinositol phosphate binding. The transcript has 22 exons.